Molecule: messenger RNA, 1026 nt
Organism: Pseudocercospora fijiensis CIRAD86
Lineage: Eukaryota; Fungi; Ascomycota; Dothideomycetes; Mycosphaerellales; Mycosphaerellaceae
Exons: 3
Coding region: 26-622 (198 amino acids)
Biological process (GO): endosome transport via multivesicular body sorting pathway; protein transport; late endosome to vacuole transport
Cellular component (GO): ESCRT III complex; multivesicular body
Source: RefSeq, a predicted model, not a curated record
CGACAAUUCACGCCGACAGCUCAUCAUGUCCGGGCUUGAAAAAGCACUCUUCAACCUCAAGUUCACAGCCAAACAACUCAACCGCCAGGCAGCAAAAGCGACCAAAGACGAACAAACCGAGAAAGCGAAGCUAAAGAAAGCAAUUUCGCAAAACCACAACGACAUCGCAAAAAUCUAUGCGCAAAACGCUAUACGGAAAAAGAACGAGAAUCUCCAACUCCUCACCCUCGCUUCGCGCAUAGAUGCCGUGGCUUCAAGAGUCCAGACCGCGGUCACGAUGAGGCAGGUCACGGGAAGUAUGGCGAAUGUGGUUAAGGGAAUGGAUAGUGCGAUGAAGAGUAUGGAUUUGGAGAAGAUCUCAGCCGUGAUGGACCGUUUCGAAACACAAUUCGAAGAUUUGGAUGUCGCGACGGGGUAUUACGAGAACGCUACUUCGAGUGCCACGGCUACGGGGACGCCGCAGGAAGAUGUGGAUCGGUUGAUGAGUCAGGUCGCGGAUGAGGCGGGUGUGGAAUUGAGUCAGGAAAUGGCUGGGGCUACGCCGGCGAAGAAUAUUGCGCAGCCGGCGGAGGAGGAGAGGGAGGAUAAGUUGGGGGAGAGGUUGAGGGCUUUGAGGAGUUGAGGGGGUGGGGCGGUUGUUGUCUUACUUGGGAGGGUUUUAUACAUGGCGUGGCGUUUUUGGGGGGGUUGCUAUUACUGGAGGAUGGAUGGGGUGUAUUUUUUCUUUGAGAGACGACAUGGAUGGGUUUGGUUUGCUUGCUGCCGAUCACAUGGUAUGGUUCGAAAUGUCUCAUGAUGAUUGACAUUAGCAUUAGCGAAAUAUCUUCGGUCUCGAAAAGGGCGAUCGCAAGAGCGUCAAUCACAGCCGCAGCCAAGCGAGCAGCACUGUUUCAGGUGGAUCAUUGUCGUGGUGGACUACGCUCUGGGAAGGGAAUCAUUUCUGUGAGAGAGUAUCUUCGGAAAUCUUCCUCUGCAACAGCUUCUACUCUGGAACACGAAUUCAAUGAUCAUACCACUCUCGAAUGC